GAAUUUGCGGAGCAUGUGUUUGUGGAUUUUUCGCAAACCAAACAGUGUUUGUCGGCGGAUGCGAGGAAAAGAAGUCGGCACGCAGGUAGCUUGUCAUCAAGCCAGAAUCUCAAUCACGAAAGGACACCAAGGACGCCCUCACAUGAUUCCCGACACGGGUUUCAGAGAUCUGGGUCAUCUUCUUUUCCAAAGCAGCAUGACGAAUCACCUCCCAUCAGAAAUAGAAGAAACGACGACUUCUAUUCCAACAUUCUCUGUGACCAACGGGAGUACAGUUUCGGAUUUUUGGUCCAGGCGGAAGCCGGAGGUCACUUUUUCGAUGUGGGAAAGGAUUGGAAGGAUUUUCAGAGACUUCGGAAUGGAACCGAGUCUGUAGUUACUGCUGAAAGUGUUGGUGCAGCUGCUUCCUCUUCAAACCUUCAACUUCACCGAGGGAAGGAGCUGGAUAAGGACAGUCUGUCUAGGCUACGAGAUGGUCCUCGUGGUGGUAGUACUGGGUCAUCAACAUCCUCGACCAAAUCUUCUUCCUCGUCCGCCCCCUCAAGAACAUCUACUUCACUUGCGCACGAGCCUGACAGCACUUCCAAUACAAAAACGAAAACCACCACCAGCUACAGCAAUUUGGAGCAGUUCGCCCGCAGCGCCAGGGACAACUUUUGGUAUCGACAGUCACCGUUACCCAAAGGGACACAGCAGGUGUUCAGGGAUUUCUUUCAGCUUGAAAAGUUGCCGUUUGAUUUGGACAAGUUCAUCGUGGCCAGUAACGGCACAGGCACUUCCGCUGCAACACAGACGAAGGCAAAGCAGAGUGCGAAACUCGUACCUGCAAAAGGGAAACAAGCCGGACUACAAGCAUCAAUACCAAAACCCCCACCACUCCACCCGAUCACCGCCGCCUUGCGGAAAACGGGUUUUCAACUAA
Amoebophrya sp. A120 is the source of this 922-nucleotide messenger RNA. The record is from the annotation of a GenBank genome assembly. NCBI's taxonomy places the organism in Eukaryota, Dinophyceae, Syndiniales, Amoebophryaceae.